Messenger RNA from Schistosoma haematobium, 3215 nucleotides. RefSeq lists its product as uncharacterized. The record is from RefSeq and is a predicted model, not a curated record. The coding region runs from base 1952 to 2275 and encodes 107 amino acids. NCBI's taxonomy places the organism in Eukaryota, Metazoa, Platyhelminthes, Trematoda, Strigeidida, Schistosomatidae. The transcript has a single exon.
GUUCGAAACUCGUAGGGGGCGAGGUCGUGGAUGCGCACUGCUGAGGAGUCCCACAAUAGGACGAAACGACCAUCCAGUGCUUCCAGGUUUUCCAUGGUGGUCUAGCUUCAACUGACUCAUGAUCUUAACCAUUGAAAUUACUACAAUUUCCACAAAACCCAUCUGAUAUUAAUAACUUAUAUCAAUUUAAUUGUUGAAUUCAUGUGUUGAUUGAAGUAAGAUCACUAUGGAAAACAUGGAAGCACUGGAUGACGGUUUCAUAUUAGUAUGGGACUCCACAGAAGUGCACAUCUACAAUCUGAACUUAGGACAUCCGGUCUCUUGAGUGAAUACUUGACCUCUAAACUACUGAGCUGGCCGGUAUUGUAACGGUUAUAAUGUAUAACUUCAAUUAAUCCACGAAAUUGAUCCACCGUUCACUACUGUCUUCAGUGAGUUACUAUCUCACAACAGACUCGGUUGAACUCUACUGAUCAUGAUUUCUCACUAUGUUGGGGACGUUAGAUCCCCAAAACUCAUAUUUUGUAAUUUUAUCUUUGUGGAGCUUGUAUGCAGAUGUAUGCUUGGGUAUUUCUUACCACCCACGCACAUAGUCGAUUGACGAACUUAUCGAUUAAAUGUUUAAAAACUUCCAUGGCAAUAUCGAUUAUAUAUAUUUUGUAUAAAUAUGCUUGAUUUGUGUGCUUGAUGAACCUGGUAUCUUCUGGUUGUCUGUAGAAUACACUUUUAACAUCUUACCAAGACUUCUGGAUCAAGUUAGCUGAGUCGGGGACAACGGAUUAGUAUAGCCUAUCGAGUCUCUGAAUCCUUGAUUCUUCGUUCCUUUCCGAGUAAGACGAAUCAGUAGUAGCAUUGAAGUUAACGAACAUAACACACUAGAACUCCAAGAAAUACUUAUUGGAGACUGUCACUAAUGAACAUAUGAUGAUUAUAAUCAGAGAGGGGUUUUGUGGAUAUAAUAGUAAUUUAAUAGUUGAAUUCAUGGGUCGAUUGAAGCUAGAUCAUCAUGGAAGCAUUGAAUGGCCGUUUCGUCCUAGUAUGAGACUUCUCAACAGUGUGCAUGCACGAUCCCGUUUCACAAGAUUCGAACUCGGGACCUAUCGGCCUCAUGCACGAACGCCUAACCUCUAGACCGCUGAUCCGAUAUCCAUAAUAAUAAUAAUUAUUAUUACCAUUAUCACUUUGUUUGUGUGUGUGUGUGUGGAAGAGAGAGAGUUAAUGGUUUUUUUGCAUUGACAUAUAUAUCUGAAGUAUUUCCUGUAUACUAUAUCCUAUGUAAUGUCAGUAAAUUUGUAAUGUGUAGACGCUAGUAUCCUCUAUGUCUGACUCCAACAAAUAGUAUUUCGUUAACUGAGUAUUUAAGGUAGGCUAAAACUCCUAGUACAAUUAUGGAUUUACUCGAAAUUAUUCAAAAGCCUGAACACCAGUUAUAGAGAUAGUUUAUUACUAAAGAUUGGUAAAAUCCGCAAGCGUACACGAAGCAAGCACACAGGGAAACCAAGAGUGUAUGUGUGUGUGUGUGUGAGUGUUGAAAAUCCAUGCAUAUUUUUUGAGUGUUAAUGAAAUAUGGAUAAAUUAUUGAUUGACUGUGUAUUACAAUCAAUGGGAGAAUAGAUUACAUGGUGGAUCAAGUGUCUAAAUUACAGUGAGCAGAUAAGUAAUACAGUAGUGGUAUGGGCUUACUACAAAUGUAUUGGAUUGAUUAUGUAAUCAAUAGGUGUGAUAUAGGUUACAAUUUAGUGAAUAAUAAAUGAGAUUCUAAUUUAUGGAUAAACUUUAAGUGGAGCCAAAGUGCCUAUGAGAAAAUUCACCUACUAACUAGGGUCUAAAGAGGGUUAUAAAUUGUUGUGCGGAAUCAAAAUUACAAUUCAAAAGUUGGGGUUAGUAAUUAGAGUUAGUGUUGUCAUCACAAACUAACAUCAGACAUAAUGCAAACAUUCUACUUAGCCAUAUGAAUCAAUUGAUUUCGCACCGAAGUACAAAGCUCAUUCAUAGAUCAUCGUCUCGCCGAACAAUGUUUAGUCCUAGUGCGGUAUGUGUUGCUGAUGUCGACAGAUAUAAGUUGUAUGUAUCAUCAAUUGAAGAUGCAAUACCUGGAGGCAGAAGGUUAAGAAGAUUGAAGAGAAGAGAACGAGAACAGACAGUUAUUGGUAUGGAAAUGAAGGAAAAUCGAAGCAGCACCCACAGACCUUUCAAUAGAUGUCACUCCACCAAUGACGGAAGAAAUCAGGAUGGCCAUCAGACAAAUCAAGAGCUGGGAAACAGCAGGACCUGACAACAUACUAGGCGAAGCAUUGGCUUCAGACAUAGAAGCAACUUCAAUCAUGCUUCACACUCUAUUCAAGAAGAUUUGGGAGGAGGAAUAAGUGCCACAGACAGAGUCGAAAGAAGGACACCACAUCAAGAUACUAAAGAAAGGAGAUCUGAGUAAACGUGAGAACUACAGAGGCAUCACACUACUGUCAGUACCAGGAAAAGUAUUCAACAUAGCGUUGCCGAACCAGAUGAAAGACUCAGUAGACGCCCAACGUUGAGAUCAAUAGGCUGGAUUCCGUAAGGAUAGGUCGUGCACAGCCCAAAUAGCGACACUACGGAUGAUCGUUGAGUAGUCAAUUGAAUGGAAUUUAUCACUAAACAUCGAACUCAUUGACCAAGAGAAAGCAUUUGACAGCAUGGAUAGGAUGACACUAUGAAACCUUGUUUGACACUAUGGUGUACCUGAGAUUGUCAACGUCAUAAGGAAUUUAUAGGACGCGCUACAAUGCAAAGUAGUGAUUGAAGGACAGUUGACAGAUGCAUUUCAAGUAAGGACCGGUGUCAUACAAGGCUACUUACUCUCCCCCUUUCGCCUUCUUCCGGUGGUUGACCGCAUUAUGAAGACCUCGACAUCUGAGGAAAAGUACGGAAUACAAUGGAAAGCAUGAAUCCGAUGUGGGGUUUGGACAUUACACAUGACCUAGCUCUUCUGUACCAUACAAAUUAACAAACGCACGUGUAGCAUCAGCCUCUGCAUAGGUGCGCCUCAAUAUACACAAGGGAAAAAGUGAGAUCGUGGAGAAGAUUUGUAGCUCAGGUGGAUGAUUUUGAUGGAGUUUUGUUCUCUGAGCUGGAUGGUUUGGUCGUGGAGCUUUCAUCGUUCUUCUGAACGACAUCAUCAGCACAAACUUCAGAUAGAAGUGAAGUGUUUGAAUUUCUCCAUAUGUGUUUCACAGCUU